Molecule: messenger RNA, 5756 nt
Organism: Bombyx mori (domestic silkworm)
Lineage: Eukaryota; Metazoa; Arthropoda; Insecta; Lepidoptera; Bombycidae
Product: golgin subfamily A member 6-like protein 25
Exons: 15
Coding region: 548-3637 (1029 amino acids)
Source: RefSeq, a predicted model, not a curated record
CAGUUUCACCGUUGACCGUCGCGGCGCGCGCACUCUCCGAUCACGAGAAAGUGGCGGUAAACAAACCUCAAACAAACAAAGAAAAAAAAAGUGUGACCAAGAAUCCUAAAAUUCGAAAUUUUGUAAUGCGUUCUAAAUUCGGAGCCUGCGAGCGAGGCAUUUGUGAUUGAUGUUAAAUAAAUCAGAAAUUUACUUAGACAAAUACGAUCAAUUUAGAACAAAAGCGAAAUAAAACUUAUUAAUCAGAUAGUUCGUGUUUAUAUUAUUACGGUAAUAAUAAUAAGAACGUGGAGAUUUCAUAAAAUUAGACGUACUUAUUUAUCUGUCAAUAUUUUAUAUGAAUUUUAUUUAAAUUCUAUGUUUUAUUUAAAUUAAUUCACAUUACAAUAAUAAAACGCUUUGCCUGUGAUACAUACGUGCUUUGGAAUAAUUUAUUGAAAAAUAAUAAGUAAAUAAUGUUUUAUAAUCUCAAUUGUGAUGUUAGUUGUAGUGAAAAAAAUUACAAUUGAGGGCACGGCGUCGCGACGGGCGGUCAUGCGGUGACGCCAUGUUCAAUUUCUUCAAAAGGAAAGGCAAGGUCGAGCCGGGUCCGGCCGAGCGCGGGCGGAAACAGCCGACCGCCGACGCGGUAAAACUGACCGCAGUCGAGGGCCGCGCCUCACGAAACGACGCCACGAGCGACAAGCCGACCAGCAAGGAUGUAGUGAACCUGCUCAUCCCGGAGACGGACUACCAGCAGAAGACCGGCGUCGGAGCCAUCCUGGACAUCAUGGCCGGCAAGAGACGCCGCGGCAAACGCAGGCCCGGCCAGAGGUCCGAGUCGUGCCGACACAGUCCGCCCAAGCAGAGCUUGCAGCGAAGUCCGUCGGCCGCCCAGCCGCCCACGUCCGCCCGAAAUAACGACGCGGACGCAGACGAUCCGGCGGAGUUCGUCAGGGCGCUCGUUUUGCAGAAAUACGCGAAGCCGACCGACAAAGAAGAUAAACACGUGUCAAUGGUUUACGUCUCACAGCAGCCAAAUAUAGAUGAGAAACGACACACCGAGGCAUUGCUGAGGGAGAUCGCGAGGAGCAUAGACUGCACCGUCGAUCAGAUCAAUGAGGGGAAGCAGAUGGGGUCCGCGGACAGCAAGGACGUGAGCGAGCCCGUCUACGAGACGGUGGACGGCGUCGACGCUUACAAGAACGAACUGAAAGACGAACUCAACAAAUUGUUAGACGUCCAGAAUCGUUUGGAGGCUGAAUCUCCUUCUACGGUGAAGAAAUCCAACUUGAAGCUACCGAAGUCAGACACUGAGGGGUGUUCGGACGACGACAGAUCAGAUAGCGGCAAGAAGAGGGUUACAUUCAGGAAGCACAUAGUCUUCGAUGAUGGAGAGCAGCAGACUGAUGAUGGAGCCGACUCGUCGUUUGAGUCCCUCUCUUCCGGCGACGACGUCGAAGAAGACGAAGGAUACCUUGGCGUCUACGAGGACAAUAGAACAGUUAUUAAUGUUAAAAACGGUGAGCCGGUCACAAUUGCGGUUACUUGCAACGAAGAAUUCAAAAGAAUAUCUAGUGAUAACAGUGAUAGUGGUUUUAUAGAUGAGAAAACGGGUGAGGACUUGACCUGUGCCGGUAAGAGUGUAGUGGAGAGUGAGAGUGAGAGUGAGGAGGAGAUCAUAGAGGAGAUAGAAGAAAUAGAAGAAAUAGAGGAGAUAGAAGAAAUUGAAGAAGAAUAUAUAGACGAAGAGGAAUCUAGUGAAGAUGACGAGAAAAGCCUCGUGAGCCAAGAGAAGUUCCAGAACCAUGUGGCCGCUAUCGCAGAGCUAUCUGACUCAAGGAUAGAAGAGGCGCAACGUGCGAAAGAUCUCAUUGUGACGUACAGAAAAGAAAUAGAGACCAAAGACCAGGAAAUCGAAGAACUGAAAUGUGAGCUGGCAGCGGCUUACAAAGAAUCGGAAUUAGUUAGGCAAAGGAGUAGCUCGUUGGAAGACGAGCUAAACGCGGCCAGGACCUGCUCCGCCGACUUAGCCGACCAGCUGCAAAGGAAAAACGAUGAAUCUCUUCGCCAGCUCCGAGCUGAGCUGGAAGAUGCUCAGGCUCUGCGAGCUGAACUCGAGUCCAGGGUGCUGGCUUUGGAGAGAGAUAGAGAUAGACUGCUGCAAGAGAGAACCUUGCAAGAAGAGAGAGCCAAAGAAGCGUUAGCGUCCGCUGAAGCUGACACCGCGAAAUGGCGGCAGGCUCACGAGGCGGUCAGAUCUCAAGCCGCCGCGAGGGCGGAGAGGAUGCUCGGAGACUGCGAGUGGAAGAUGAGGGAGCUUGAAAAGAGGGCCAGAGAAGCAGAGAAAUCUAAAAAAGAGCUCACAGAGGAAGUGGAAAAACUGAAGGCGGCAUCGCGACCGACUCCGUCGCACGUCGCCGAGCUCCAGCAGCUGCGGGGCCUGGCUUCGGAGCAGCAGCGGUCCGUUCAGUCUCUAACCUUGCAGCUGCAGAGGGCGGAGACGAGGGAAGAGACUCUCAAACUCGAGGCCCAUAGACUGAAAGAGCUGUUGGAGAGAGAGACGGUCAGCGGGAAAGAAAAAGAAGAACGCCAUCAGCAGGCAAUCAAACAAUUAGAAGAGAAGCACAGUAAGGCGAUCGAAAAUCUCAAGUCUGAACACGCCAGUUCUGCUGCAGCAUCACGCGCGGCGGUGGAGCGAAUGCACGCCGAGAGGACGAGGUCAGCAUUAGCUCAGUUGAGAGCCGAAGCUGACCAGGAAGCCAGGAACGCUGACAGAAAACUAAGAGAGGUCACUACUAGGUUCGAAAACCUCAAAGAAGUACUGGCGAGCAAGGAGGCCCAGUUCGAGCACGCGAUCUCGGAGGCGCACAGCAAGGCGGACUGGGACGUGCUACAGCUGCGCCAUCUGCUGGACAAGGCCGACAUUAACUAUGCAAACAACAUUGAGCUAAUGACGGAGAGGCACGAGAAAGAGAAAGAACGCUUAACAGAAGAAUGGGAAGCGAAACUUCGGGAAAUCGAAGAGCAAGCUUCGACCGCGGCGAGCGAAGCUAAGAAGCUUCUAGAAACGACGAGAGCCAAACUCGUUGCAGAGAGAAUCGAGCAAAUCAAUAAACUAAAAGAAAAUCAUCGUGAUGAGAUGAACGAACAAUGGGAACAGUUUAUGAUCGACAAAGAGAAUUGCUUAGCGCGAAUGAAGAUGGAAUGUAGACAGGAGGGAGAAGAAGAAAGAGUUAAAAGAGAGAAGGAACUGUUAGAAGAAAUUACUGAAUUAAAAUCUCAAAUCCAAUCAAAAUCAGUCGAUUUCGACAAUUUGGCCGUCAAAGCUGCCGCCUGCGGUAGGACUUUAGCAGUUACCGAGCAGGAACUAAGAGAGGCGUUGGCGAGAGAAAGAGAAUUGAGAGAGAAGAGAUCAGAGGAUUCGUCUAAAGUGAAACAAAUCGAAAAAUCGUCUAAGGAACAAAUUGAGCAUUUGACAAGGAAAUGCGCUUGCCUGAGAAAGCUUUUCGACGACGUGCGCUCCCGGCUGACGGCUCGCGAGCGCACAGCCGAGCAAGAAGCACGCGCCAAAGACAAAGAACUAAAUCAUUUACGCGCCGAAGUUGCUAGACUCACUAAAAUACUCGUUGAACAAAGGCACGAGGACCAGAGCUGACGGCUGCGAGACGAUCCUGAAGGCCGAGGAGCUAGCCAAGACCGAGGGCAUCCAACGCAAGAAGGGUAUGUCACUGUGACCGUGUACAUAAUAGGUAAGACUCUAUACUAACUGGCCAGCUUAUAUUAACAUGUCAAUAAUUUUUACAGGUGCUCACAUCACUAGAACAUCUUAGGAUAAUCUGUUAGGUCAAAAUUUAAAUGUGAACCUCUUAUUCUCCUGGUAUUUAUUUUUUUCGAUAAAAUAAAUCAGCUAAAAUUUUGCGUGUAAACUCUUUGUAUGUAUAUUCUCCUGGUACUUUUUUCAAACCUGUUAACACCCACAUACCCGUGCGCCACAUAGGCAUGGAAACCUCAAGCAUGAGGUUUGGCCCGUUGCCCGAAAAAAAGAAAUUACAUUAGCAACUCCAAAAGUCACCAAAACAGCGCAGCGUAGCUAUGAAUGUGACAUGAUUGCGCUACUCGUGAAUGGAGUUAAGGUGUCAUUCGAACAAUUUAUCGUCGUCGCGGCCUAAAGGAUAAGACGUCCGGUGCAUUGGUAUGUAGCGAUGCACCGGUGUCCGAAUCCCGCAGGCGGGUACCAAUUUUUCCAAUUAAAUGUAUGUGAUAAAUGUCCGAAUGAAAUGUCAAACCAAUGUUCACGAUUGACUUCCACGGUGAAGAAAUAAUCGUGUAUUAAAAAUCAAACCCGCAAAAUUAUAAUUUGCGUAAUUACUGGUGGUAGGACCUCUUGUGAGUCCUCACGGGUAGGUACCACCACCUUACCUGUUUCAACCGUGAAGCAGUAAUACGUUUCGGUUCGAAGGGUGGGGCAGCCGCUUUAACUAUACUAAGACCUUAGAACUCAUAUCUAAAGGUGGGUGGUGCUGUGUGGGUGGUGGGUGGUGCAGUAACCAAUUAACACCAGGUGGGUUGUGAGCUCGUCCAUACAUGCAAAAAAUAUAUGCGGCGCCAUCUUUGAUAUUACACCACUUGCUAACGAGGCGUCGCCACGGUCGGUCGCUUUCCGAGAGAUAGUUCUUCACCCACAGUGUGCAAAGCUUAAAUAAAUAAAACGCGAACCCACUGGGCAAUCAUGAGUUCACAGAUCCAGAGCGUCACUCAACUUUUAACUCCGUCCCGUAGCCGUAGCAUUCAAUACACAAUUUUGAAUGUUUUUAAUAAAAAUGAUAUUGUGAAAUUCAUGUAUUGAAACUACAGAUUUCGAGGUUAGAAUUAAAAAAGCAAACGUCUAAGGGUGCUUACACUGUAGCGAUGUGUGAAUGUAAAUAUACAUUUGUAAAUAAUAUUAAUAUGUUUAACAAAUUAAUUUGGUGGAAUAAGCAUUAUUAAGUUUAUAAUGCGAAGUAAUUCGCUUACUAAGGUCAUAAUAAGACUUCUACUAAAAUACUUUCCGUUUUUGUAGAUAGAAAUUUUGCUUUAAAAUACUUCGCUAUGUAGAUGUAACUUACUUAUUUUCUUUUAAAACAAAAUCUCCCUUCACAAUGUUGCAAUGAAGGAUGGUUUAGAAUUUUAAGGCGAAUGCUAGCAGUCAACGAUACAUUAAACUUGAUUUUAAAGGUGGAUCACUCAAGACGCCCGAACCGAUAAGGAAACGCCCGACAUUGCCGGAACUGACACCGCUGCCGCCGGAAGCGCGUCGCACGCUGUACGAUUACGGAAGCGGACGCAGACGAGCGAAGAGCGUCGAUCUACCGGCAGUACAAGUUCCGGUCAGGAUAAAACAACUAGAGGAGAGAACUAAAGAAUAAAUUCGAACCUUUCUAAAUGAUACUACUACCUCUAAGCUCUGAUAGCCUGGUACUAGCAUUGCUAUAGCGGAACCUUAAAAUACCUUCUGCCGGCAAGUUUCCACCACAAUCGACCAGACUCUUGACGCUGGACCUCAAGCCUCAAGCCGGCGGUGAUACUGAAUUAAAACCACUUUACGUAUUUCUCAAUAGUGAAUGUUUUAUGCAAGAUAUUGCCCUAUAUGUAGAUAUUUUUUGUUAUAAAACAAUAUGGCUUUGUACUCUUUCGUUAAAGCUAAUUUAUAAGUUAAAGAGUAUUUAAAGUAUUAUUUAAAAUGUUUGUACAAUACAAAAUAUAGAAAUAAUAAAUCGAAAAUGACUUCUCCAAAA